AUGUCUUCGGAAACCUUCUCUCAUCAAGUCCCCAUCAAUGGGACGAUUCAAACAAAAGUUUCGCCCGGAAACCAAACAAAUAUAUACUAUAUUCUGGUUUCAAACCUACCAUGGCAAACGUCUUGGCAGCAGCUAAAAGACCAUGUGCGGACCGUGAGCGCCGUUGAGCGAGUUGAAGUAUUCAACGAGAGUACCUCUGGCUGGGUCUCGGUUCGAGGACGGGAGAACUAUGAUGCCGCUCUUCGUUUGCUUAAUGGGGGUGUCUUCAACGGUCGAGCACUUUUGGCAGAUGGUAAAAAUGCCACAGAGCCUAUUAUGAUCAGAGAACCUGUGGGUGUCUCUGCAACUGGAAAUUCCACCUCAAAAAACACCCAUACGCCGAGGUAUAGAACGCCUCCUUCGACACAAUACUCGGCUAGUACGCCGCCAUUGAUGUCGCCGCUCGCGACAGGGUAUGGGGAGUGGACAUCUCCCACGAAUUCUUCAUCAUACGUAACCACUGCAAUGGAGUGCGCACCUUAUAACAUGUCUGUUGCUAUGCCUUAUGAUUAUAACGAGGCGCCUAACUGCUAUACCUACGACACAUCGACUACUAGCUACUUAGACCAAACAACUAUGGUUUCGUCUCCUACUAUGGUACAAUAUCCUUUUGAGGCAGCUUACUCACAGCAAUAUCAGAUGGGUGAGUAUCACGGAAACGAUUACGCUAUGUAUAGCAAUUUACCCAGCCCGGAAUCUAUAUCAGCCAGACCUAAUGAUUCCUCAAAUGGCAUGGUCCCUACAAAGCAGCGCAAGAUUAUUGUGAAGCAGCUUCAACCUUGGGUCACCUUCAACCAGGUACAAGACCUCAUCCGAAAGAAAGCCGGAUCCGAUGCUGAUAAAAUUCAGCAUGUUGACCUACCACUAACGGAAGGCCAAGAAACAAAUAGAGGCUAUGCCCUCGUCACAUUUCAAAACGAAGAAGUAGCCAAUAAGCUGGUCCGGCGACUUAACGGAUACAAGUGCGACGGUCGUGAAUUAAAGGUCGAUUAUACCAAAGAGGGGGUAUCAGAAAAUGAGACCGUCCACUCUCGGACCUCUGGGCAUAAGGAGAGACGGGAAGACCGAGAGAAAAGGGAGAAGAAGGAAAUUCCUCGGGGGUUGAGUUCCAGCGACAAAAAGAGCAAAUCACAUAAAUCUGGUGUCGUUAUUGCCCACGGGUCUUCCUCAUCGUCUUCAAAAAAGGCAGAUGUGAAGGAGAAGUCAAGCAAGCGACAUUAG
This is a messenger RNA of Daldinia childiae, 1260 nucleotides long. RefSeq lists its product as uncharacterized. Bases 1 to 1260 code for a protein of 419 amino acids. The record is from RefSeq and is a predicted model, not a curated record. Gene Ontology annotation, molecular function: mRNA binding. The transcript is spliced from 4 exons. Gene Ontology annotation, cellular component: cytosol. Lineage: Eukaryota; Fungi; Ascomycota; Sordariomycetes; Xylariales; Hypoxylaceae.